Molecule: messenger RNA, 2525 nt
Organism: Chrysoperla carnea
Lineage: Eukaryota; Metazoa; Arthropoda; Insecta; Neuroptera; Chrysopidae
Exons: 5
Coding region: 47-1567 (506 amino acids)
Molecular function (GO): protein binding
Source: RefSeq, a predicted model, not a curated record
UAGUAUCAAAAUAAAACAAAAAAAAUACAUUAAAAAUAAACUCAUUAUGCAGAAAGGAUGCUGGAAAGUUAACGAAGAUGAUGAAGCAAUUUAUAUCGAUAUCGAUUUAGCUGAUGAAGAAUCAAUCGAUGUUGAAGAGAAAGAUGAUGAUUAUUAUUCGCACUGGUCAGAAUUACCUGAUUUAUUAUUGGAACGAAUAUUUUCACAAUUAAAUAUACGUGAAAGAUAUUACGCAAGUUUAGUAUGUCGUUCAUGGUUUCGUGCAUUUCAUUUGCCUGGUGUGUGGUCGAAUUUUUCACUUACGGAUCAAACAUUAACGCGUGGCCGAUUCAAUUAUUAUUCAGGAUGGCAGUAUGUUUUAGACCAUUUACGUACAUCAGUAUGCCUUACAAAAAUUGGUCGGCAUAUACGUAACUUAAAAUUCGAUCCAAUGUUAAAUUUUUACAAUCUAUACGAAUUUAUGAACAUGGUCUCAUGGUUUACGGAACAAGCACAAGCUCUUGAAGAACCCCGUGGACAAUUUGAAGGUGUUGGUAUCAAUAUAAAAAGUUUAAAAUUUAUAUUUCCAUGUAAUAUGUUAGCUGGUAACGAAACGGAACGUAUACGAUUAUUUGGAACGGGUGGUAAAUUAUUGGAAGCAUUAAAACGUUUAAUGUGUAAUUUAAUAAAUAUGCGUCGCUUAGAAUUAGUUAAUUUAUUAUUAGAUCGAAUUGAAGCACAACAUUUAUUGGAUGAAGUAUGUGCGAAAUCAUGUUCACAAUUACGUACAUUGGUUUUGAUUAAUACAACGAAAAUUUUUUGUCCGUUACUACAUGUUGGAGUUUUUUUAAAUUUACAGACAUUAAUAAUCAGUCCGCAAAAUAUUGAUGAUGAUGUCAUAGAAUUAUUAGGAUAUACUAGAUUACGUAAUUUACAUCUUGUACAAAAUCGUUAUACACCUAGUGAUUCGUCAACAAUGCGACCAGUAUCGGCUCGUGUAUGGCGACAAUGUCGUAUGAAUAAUCGUCGAUUAGCCGUACAUUUAGAAGUGGAAGCUUUACGGGAAAAAGAAUUGCUAUGGCAAGAAGGAGCACCUGUACACUCAAUUAUAUUUGAAUCACCCUUAAUUCGACUACAGCCAGAGGUGAUUAUAAUGGCUGCUCAACACUAUAAAGAUACCUUACGUAAAUUUGGACAUAAAACAUUACCGCACUAUUACCAACCCAAGAAGUUUCAUGAACGUAACGACAGCCUUCUUUUACUAAUGUGUCGUCAAUGUUUCCUUUUAAACACGCUAAUAGUACGCGAGAGGGUUUCUACAGCAACUGUACUAUUAUUAGCAUUUAAUGCAAAAAAUUUAAUACAUUUUUAUAUUAGACGUAAUGCUGUUAUUUUACGAGCGGAUUGGCCACAAUCACCAGAAUGGACAUCGGAAUUUUAUAAAUGGUUAUGUACAUCAAGUCGUUCAUUUGAUGCUGUGGAACGUGAAGUAUCGCAAAUUUUAGGUUAUCGUUGGAAAAUGUUAACGGAUAAGGAAUUUAAAAAUAUUACGGAUAUCAAUGUCCAUUCGAAUGGUACAAUGUUGUAAGAAGACGAUAUGGGAAUGAUUUUUUCCUAAGAUGUAUAUACAAAUUGUGUUCUUUUUUCAAAAAUAAUCGAAUGAAAAAUCACUAUCAUGUCCCCUCAUCUAGGUCAUUUAUCGACCCAUUUACUCAAUUAAUUAUUGAUUCAAUCAUUUUAAAAUAGGCUUUAUAACAUAGAGCGUAUACAGCUGCAGUCGUAGACUUUAAUUACUGGACUGUGUAAAUACAGUAAAACAAAUUUGCCUGAAGAAAAACUGAGCUUUCAAUCAAGAAGAAAGUCGUCGAGAGAAGGAGGCAGGGUUGGGGAAAAUUCCAGAGUCCAAUAAUGAAAGUAAUUUUAAGGUUUUAACGGUACGGGUAAAAUGGCUGUACGGCUGAAAAAUAAUAAUUUUGUUUUUUCCCUUUUUCAACAACAUUAGUUUUGUAUGCACUUGUGUUUCUAUUCAUUAUUUUCUCCGUUCAGUUGUUCUGCAGUGAGAUAAUAAUACUAAAAAUAAUAAAACAUAAGAGGCGUGCCGCAAAUGAAUCCUCCUCCUUGAGAACAACCUGUCAAUUGAAGGCCACAUAGAAUAUCCACAGCUUCUCCGUCGAGUUUCAAGAUUUCGGACCGAAACAUUCUAAAUCUAACGCCCUGCAGAUGCAAAUAACAUGUACGGAGGUUUCACUGUCCUCCAUACAGGCCCUACAAGUGGCGUCAUCAGAGAUCCCCAUGCUAUGAAGGUGGUAGUUCAAUUUAAGUGUCAACAGUCCCACCACCCUUCUCAACUGUGCUCUAUUAAGUUUCAGGUGAGCACAGUCGAGUUGCCUAGCUGUGGAAAGUCUAUAAUUCAUCGCUCUGGUGUGAAUUUAACAUAAGAUAUAUUUAUCUGAUUGAUAUAAUAAUCACAGCAUGUGCCUUGACGAUGUUAAGAUGUCCUUUUUUUAAAGAAAAAGAUGCAAUGAUUUGGAGUCAUAGACUCCUCC